This is a messenger RNA of Naegleria gruberi, 1190 nucleotides long. Its product is annotated as DUF367 domain-containing protein. The coding region runs from base 1 to 1167 and encodes 388 amino acids. NCBI's taxonomy places the organism in Eukaryota, Heterolobosea, Eutetramitea, Acrasida, Naegleriidae. The record is from RefSeq and is a predicted model, not a curated record. Gene Ontology annotation, molecular function: rRNA small subunit aminocarboxypropyltransferase activity. The transcript has a single exon. Gene Ontology annotation, biological process: maturation of SSU-rRNA.
AUGGGAAGAAAAACAAAAGGAUUUGAUGAUGACGGUUACUACAAUAAUAAAGAAAAAGCUGGUGGUAGUGCUGGUAAAGCAUUAAAAGGAGUUUUUAAUAAGAGAGGAUCAAAUCAUAGAGGAUAUAAAGCCGGAGGAUAUGGUGGAUAUUACAAGGCUAUGGAAAUGCUCGAUAAUGAAUCAUCUAUGGAAAUGGAAAGAAAGAAAAAACCAAUAGAAGAUUCUGAAGAGGAGGAAGAAGAGGAGAAAGAAGAAAAGGAAGAAGAAAAAUCUGAAGAAGAGGAAGAAGAAUCCGAAGAAGAAGAGGAAGAAGAAAAAUCGGAAAAGCCUAAAAUUGAUGAUGGUGAAUUCCAACCUCAAAGAGUACAAAAAACUAAAAAGCAAAUGCGUUUAGAAAGAUUAGCACAAAGAAAAUCAGAGAAGGAAAAGGAAAAACCCGAAGUUAAAAAAGAAGCACCUAAAAAGAAGACAAAUUUCCCUAUUGAUUUAGCAAUGUGGGAUUUCCAACAAUGUGAUUCAAAGAGAUGUACAGGUAAAAAGUUAGAAAGAAUGAGAAUGUUGAGAUCAUUACCUGUCUCUUGUCACUUUAGAGGAGUUGUUCUUACACCACAAGGUAAACAAUCAGUUUCAGCAGCAGAUAGAGAAGUUGUUAAAGAACAUGGUGCAUGUGUUGUGGAUUGUUCAUGGAAUUGUUUAGAUAUGGUACCAUUCCAUAAAUUGAAAUCACCAAAUAAUAGAUUAUUACCUUACCUUGUUGCUGCCAAUCCUGUAAAUUAUGGUAGACCAUUGAAAUUAAGCUGUGCUGAAGCUCUUGCUGGAACUAUGUAUAUUUGUGGAUUGAAAGAAGAAGCUAAAGCUCUUUUAGCAAAAUUCAAAUGGGGACAUUCAUUUAUUGAACUCAAUUAUGAUUUAUUAGAAGCUUAUUCACAGUGUAAGAAUAGUGCAGAAGUUGUCGCCGUUCAACAAGAUUAUAUUACAAAAUUAGAAAAGGAAGCUAGUUCAAAAGAAAAGAGUGAUUCUUCAGGAAAUAUUGUUUCUGCUGAUGAUUUAUAUGGCGAAUAUUUUACAAAAGAUGAUGAAAAUGAAGAAGAAGGUGUUGAAGAUGAUUUGGUAGAACCACUUUCUGAUGAAGAAGAGGAAGAUGAUGACGAUGAAGAAGAAGAAUAAAUUAUUAUAAACAAAAUAAGAUC